Molecule: messenger RNA, 583 nt
Organism: Uloborus diversus
Lineage: Eukaryota; Metazoa; Arthropoda; Arachnida; Araneae; Uloboridae
Product: 40S ribosomal protein S19-like
Exons: 5
Coding region: 113-547 (144 amino acids)
Biological process (GO): translation; ribosomal small subunit assembly
Cellular component (GO): ribosome; cytosolic small ribosomal subunit
Molecular function (GO): RNA binding; structural constituent of ribosome
Source: RefSeq, a predicted model, not a curated record
CAACUUUCAUUCAAUUUGUCGUUCGCUGUCGGUUUUGCUUCGUGCCUCGUGGCGUGUAAAGUAAAUUUUUAUUUUAACUUCGAAUUUGUUAAAAUAAGCGGACUAGAUCAAAAUGCCAUCUACAAGCGUUAAGGAUGUAAAUCAGCAUGAUUUUGUUAAAGCAUUAGCAGCUCACCUGAAAAAAUCAGGAAAGCUUAAAGCUCCUGAAUGGGUGGAUGUGGUUAAAACUGGAAUUCACAAAGAACUUGCACCAUAUGACGAAGACUGGUUUUAUACCCGCUGUGCUUCAGUUGCGAGACAUCUGUACUUGCGAUCUCCUGCUGGAGUUGGUGCUUUUACAAAAAUUUAUGGUGGAAGGCAUAGACGAGGAACCAGACCUUCACAUUUUUGCCGGGGCUCUUCCAGUAUUGCCCGCAAAGCUCUUAAAGCUUUGGAAGGUAUCAAACUUGUAGAACAAGAUCCUAAUGGUGGUAGGAAAUUGUCCAGCCAAGGUCGAAGAGAUCUUGAUCGUAUCGCCAGUCAAAUAAGAAAACCAUCUGUUGUGUAAAAGAACUUUCCGAAAAUAAAUUCUUUAUUACAUUAA